CAGGUCAAAGUUGUCCAUCAUGGCGACCGCGGACGUUAUUGUGGACAAGUUGGCGAGUUUUUGGGGGCUUCGCUCCGCCAGACGAAACCUUCCCUGGAUAUUUAUGAUAACGUCAGUGGUGGGUUCCAUCUUGAAGGAGCUACAGCUGGUUCCGCACACCUAUUUCAGCAGCAGCAAGAACGUCCUCAACAUAUACUUUGUGAAGCUCUCCUGGGGAUGGACCCUGGCGCUCCUCAGCCCGUUUGUCCUCCUCACCAACUCCUGCGUCAGCGGCAGGAGCACCUUCCUGGGCCGCAGGCUCCUGUCUCUGGCGGUGGCGACGGCCGUCUGGUACGUCUGCACCCAGACCUUCUUCUACAUCGAGGACGCGACUGGAUCGUGUUUCCAGAGCGUCACACUGGACACCGUGGUGGAGGAGUUGACCAGCAAGUCUGCGUGCAGACGGGCCGGCUUCCACUGGCACGGCUACGACAUCUCGGGACACUCCUUCAUCCUGACCUACUCCUCUCUUUGCAUCGUGGAGGAGAUGGCUGCCGUCGUUUGGAUGAAGACUCCCGGCCUGUCUUGGUCGCUGAGGACGGUGGUGAAUCUCCUCUACGUUGCCCUGAAUCUUCUGGUGCUGAUAUGGGUUGUGAUGUUCACCUCCACCUCGCUGUACUUCCACGACCUGUCGCACAAGCUGCUGGGGACCACGUGUGGCCUGCUGGCUUGGUUUCUCACGUAUCACGUCUGGUACCACCUGCCUUUCUCCCCUGGACUGCCCCCUCAGGAGCCCUCCAGGAAUCACAAGCUCCACUCCUGAGAAGCUCUGCACUACGGUGUGGUGGUCCAAGCUGCUGUGUGCUGCCUAGAAACAAGCCACUGACGGACACUUUGUCUUGUUGAGACUUUUGAUUCCAAGUCAUCACUACAUGUUUUGGUCAGCAGUAACUUUCAUGUUUAUUAUUCUGUGUUAAAUUAAGGAACCAAUUUCUGGGUUUGUGCAAACGUCUCGCACAUCGGUGGAGGCUUUUAUUGUACCGACGGAGAAUUCACUGCUCAUUGGUGACUCAGUGAAAAUAAAAGCACUGUUUUAAAAACACUCUGCCUUUUUUAUUGAGCCGACAACG
Synchiropus splendidus (mandarinfish) is the source of this 1109-nucleotide messenger RNA. It is a transcript of the gene fitm2, whose product is annotated as fat storage inducing transmembrane protein 2. The transcript is spliced from 2 exons. Bases 20 to 802 code for a protein of 260 amino acids. Gene Ontology annotation, cellular component: endoplasmic reticulum membrane. The record is from RefSeq and is a predicted model, not a curated record. NCBI's taxonomy places the organism in Eukaryota, Metazoa, Chordata, Actinopteri, Syngnathiformes, Callionymidae. Gene Ontology annotation, biological process: phospholipid biosynthetic process; lipid droplet organization; lipid storage.